This is a messenger RNA of Sorghum bicolor (sorghum), 2240 nucleotides long. Its product is annotated as heterogeneous nuclear ribonucleoprotein 1. The transcript has 4 exons. NCBI's taxonomy places the organism in Eukaryota, Viridiplantae, Streptophyta, Magnoliopsida, Poales, Poaceae. Gene Ontology annotation, molecular function: RNA binding. The record is from RefSeq and is a predicted model, not a curated record. The coding region runs from base 290 to 1657 and encodes 455 amino acids.
GUAUGAAGAAGGCUAGCCAAGCUACUCUCCGCGGAUGUGAGAGCGAGCGAGCGAGAUCCCUCCCUCCGCCGCUCUCUCCCCCACUCUUCCUCUCCAAUUCAAUCAUUCCUCCGUCCGCCGCACCGCACCCCCCCUCUUCCUCCUCCUCCUCUGCUCCGCCCCCCGCCUGCCUCUUCUUCACCCUGCGUCGUCCUCCGAUUGCCGACGGAUCCCUCCUCGCCACCGCCGUCGCGGACCCACCGGGGGAAGAGGAGAGGAGAGGAGGGAAGGGCACGGGGAGGCGGGAGCGAUGGAGGCCGCCGCCGCCGCCGCCGUCGCCGACUACGGGAAGCUCUUCGUCGGCGGCAUCUCGUGGGAGACGAGCGAGGACCGCCUCCGCGACUACUUCGGCCGCUUCGGGGAGGUCACCGAGGCCGUCAUCAUGCGGGACCGCAGCACGGGCCGCGCCCGCGGCUUCGGCUUCGUCGUCUUCGCUGACCCUGCCGUCGCCGAGCGCGUCACCAUGGACAAGCACAUGAUCGACGGGCGAAUGGUGGAGGCGAAGAAGGCGGUUCCCAGGGACGACCACAGCAUCGUGAGCAAGAGCAACGCGAGCAGCAUAGGGUCGCCGGGGCCGGGACGCACCAGGAAGAUCUUUGUCGGAGGCCUGCCCUCGAACGUCACCGAGGCGGACUUCAGGAGGUACUUUGAGCAGUUUGGCGUCAUCACUGACGUGGUUGUGAUGUACGACCACAACACGCAGAGGCCGAGGGGGUUUGGGUUCAUCACCUACGAUUCGGAAGACGCCGUGGACAAGGCCCUGCACAAGAGCUUCCAUGAGCUGAAUGGUAAGAUGGUCGAGGUCAAGAGGGCUGUUCCGAAGGAGCAGUCGCCUGGACCUGUCGUGCGCUCGCCUGUGGGAGUGGGGCAGAACUAUGCUAUGAACAGGGUUCAUAGCUUCCUCAACGGCUUCAACCAGGGUUACAACCCAAACCCCAUUGGAGGUUAUGGCAUGAGGGUGGAUGGAAGGUAUGGCUUGCUUUCAGGUGCACGGAAUGGGUUCUCUUCUUUUGGCCCAGGUUAUGGGAUGGGCAUGAAUGUCGAAGGCGGGAUGAGCGGAACGUUUGGUGCAAGCUCUGGUUUCAUCAGCAACUCCAAUGGGAGGCAAAUGGGUUCGUACUUCAAUGCAAGUUCCAACAGGUUGGGUAGCCCUAUGGGGUACCUUGGUCUUAAUGAUGUUCCGGGAUCAAUGCUGAGUUCCAUGUCUAGGAACGUUUGGGGUAAUGGGAGUCUAAACUACCCGAGCAAUCCUACAAACAUGAGUGCUUUUUCUUCACCUGGAAAUGGGGGUCAAGUCGGUAUUACUGGCGACAGUUGGGGAGGUCUCCCUUCUGCUCAUGGGAUGGGCAGCAUCUCGAGCCUUGGGUCAGGGAACCUUGGUCGUGGAGCUGGAGAUAACACCUUUGGUUUGCCUUCUGGCAGCUAUGGGAGAAGCAACUCAACUGGUACAAUCGGUGAGCCUUUUUCUGCAUCAGGCAAUACGUAUGAAGUGAACAACCCAGAUACAUAUGGGAGCAGCUCUAUUUAUGGUGGCACAGCCUGGAGGUUCGCAUCAUCUGAGGUUGACAUGCCUUCUUUUGGUCAUGAUAUUGGAAAUGUCGAUCCAACUAUCAAAUGAGACAUGUCAGCAAGUCACAUGGGCAACUAUCCUGUUAACAACAAUCAGCCAAGCAGAGGUAUCACUUCCUAGGGAGAGUAUUACUAUAUUCCAUAUAUGACUUGGGGUAGAUGAAGCACCCAUUCAGCCAGGCAUCCAGUCCAGGUGCAUGGCUGUGAAUCGGUGAUUGUCGGAUUAAUAUACAGGUUAGUUUUGUCUAGCUAACCAGCGGUGUGGUUUGCGAACACCAACAUGCUAGAGGUGGAGGAGCUGCUAGAGGAGGGAGCGGAUACAGAAACAUUUUGUGAAUGUCUUUUUGUUUUUGGGGUCAUGUUUUAGUUUUGAUUCGUACGCGUGGUGAGGCCUUUUGGUUUUUGAAUGAGAUGUAGUAAUUAUUGCGGCACAUGUUUAGAAGUCAUGUUCCAACAUAAGCUGGAAAAAAUGUCUGUAUACGGAUGAAACAUGUAUACCAACCAAAGGGAUGCUGUAUUAUACAUUAGCCUGUGUGUUUUUUUUUUGAUCCGUUUUUUAACCAUUUGUUUUCACUCUGGAGAUUUUGCUGUCUUGCUCAUGAAUUAUGCAUGCAGUGGUGUUUUCUCCCCUU